Apodemus sylvaticus (European woodmouse) is the source of this 4044-nucleotide messenger RNA. It is a transcript of the gene Arb2a, whose product is annotated as family with sequence similarity 172 member A. NCBI's taxonomy places the organism in Eukaryota, Metazoa, Chordata, Mammalia, Rodentia, Muridae. Gene Ontology annotation, cellular component: nucleus. The record is from RefSeq and is a predicted model, not a curated record. Gene Ontology annotation, molecular function: siRNA binding. Bases 167 to 1414 code for a protein of 415 amino acids. The transcript has 11 exons. Gene Ontology annotation, biological process: regulatory ncRNA-mediated heterochromatin formation.
ACUCCGGAAGUGCGACUGGAACUUGGUCGGGGCGCCGAUCUUGAGAGAGAAAGUGGGAGCCGGGGCGCAAGGGAGUUCGCCCAGAGAUCUGGAAGGCCACGCCUCCUUGCGCCGACCGUCUCAGCCUUGCAGCUGGGGACAGAGUCAGACUGUCUUCUGAAGAUCGAUGUCUGUUUCCUUGAGCUCUUUAAUUUUCAUGCCAAUUUGGAUAAGCAUGGCACAAAUCCAGCAGGGAGGUUCAAAUGAAAAAGGACAGACUACAGCAUUGCAAGAUUUGCUGUCUAGGAUCAAUUUGGAUGAACUCAUGAAAAAGGACGAACCACCUUUUGAUUUUCCAGAUACACUGGAAGGCUUUGAAUAUGCUUUCAAUGAAAAGGGGCAGCUGAGACACAUAACAACUGGGGAACCAUUCGUUUUUAACUACCGAGAAGACUUACACAGGUGGAACCAGAAAAGAUAUGAAGCUCUGGGUGAGAUCAUCACAAGAUAUGUUUAUGAGCUCCUGGAAAAUGACUGUAAUUUGAAAAAAAUCUCUGUUCCAGUAGAUGCCACUGAGAGUGAACCAAAGAGUUUUUUCUUCAUGAGUGAGGAUGCUUUGACAAAUCCACAGAAACUGAUGGUUUUAAUUCACGGUAGUGGUGUUGUCAGGGCAGGGCAGUGGGCCAGAAGGCUUAUUAUUAAUGAAGAUCUGGACAGUGGAACACAGAUACCUUUUAUUAAGAGAGCUGUGGAUGAAGGGUAUGGAGUCAUAGUCCUGAACCCAAAUGAAAACUAUAUAGAAGUAGAAAAGCAGAAAAUGCGUAAGCAGUCAUCCGAUGGCACUGAUGAGCCAUCGGGGAAGCGGGAGAGGAAAGACAAGGCCUCCAAGGAAGCAAGGAAGCGCCGCGAUCUCUACGAGAAGUACCGCAACCCCCAGAAGGAGAAAGAAACCACACAGCUGUUUAUCAGGGAAAAUGGCUCUCCUGAGGAGCAUGCAGUGUAUGUGUGGGACCAUUUCAUAGCCCGGGCUGCUGCCGAGAAUGUGUUCUUUGUUGCUCAUAGCUAUGGAGGGCUUGCUUUUGUUGAACUGAUGAUUCAACGAGAAUCAGAUGUAAAAAGUAAGGUGACUGCUGUGGCAUUGACAGACUCUGUUCACAAUGUGUGGCAUCAAGAAGCUGGCAAAACCAUUCGAGAAUGGAUGAGAGAGAACUGUUGCAACUGGGUCUCUAGCUCAGAACCAUUAGAUACCUCGGUGGAGUCCAUGCUGCCUGACUGUCCCAGAGUGUCUGCAGGCACCGACCGUCACGAGCUCACUUCAUGGAAGAGCUUCCCGUCCAUCUUCAAGUUCUUCGCGGAAGCCUCGGAGGCCAAGAGCAGCUCGCAGAAGCCGGCCCUGACGCGGCGAUCGCACCGGAUCAAGCACGAGGAGCUGUGAGCGCGCAGCCGCCCGCCGCCCGCAGCCUCCCGGCCCCCAUUAGAUUGCUUUCUUUCUCCAGCGCAGGGUCGUGACGAGUCCGUCUAAAUAGCGUUUUGCAUUAUUUCUAGAUGAGUGCAACUGUCAAAGCAAUACGGCUUCGGCGGCCGCGUCGCCUGCGGCUAAGCCGGGCCUCGCUCUGCGGGGCCAGGGCGACCGAAGCUCACAGCGCCCGGUGCGCCACGGCCCCGCGCUCCUAAUUGCCGGGCUGAUCCGCGGGCGCAGCUGGCCGAGCGGCGUCUGCGCGGUCCUACCGCCCGCUACAGCGCGGCCGCCGCUGCCCAGCCUCAACCGUGCCCAUUUUUUAUUCCCCUUUAAACACAGCAAGCUUUUAUUCAAAACCUCAAACUUGAUUUUGACUAGGUUUUUUCCCUCGGGUCAUUUUAUGAGCCCCUGUCUUUUAUACAAAGCUACACACCCGAGCCCUAAAAAUGCCAACUUUAAAUUCAAAACAUGAAUUUAACUGCAUGUGUAGUUUGGGGAGUACAGUUGUUCUCUCCCUAUAAUGACUUAUUUACCUUUCAAAACCCAAAGAAAAAUUUUGCAUAAAGUGCCAAAUCCGAAUCCUCAUUUUUGCCCAGUUGAACUCCAGUCUUUAUGUCACUGAUUUCAGGAGAGAAUGUCCAAACGAAAACAUAAACAGAUCUUUUAGAUGUAGGUUUAAGUCCCCAUUUUCAGUGAAUUUCCAAGUUACUUAUAAGAACUUACCUUACUAUUAAAAUAUAUAACAUGAUGAGUGACAUUGUGAUUUAGAUGAUACAGUUGAGGUGUGUUUUUUAUGUGCUCCAGUGCAGAGCAGUGGUGGUAGUAGUUGAUCCUUAUAAACUGUACUUGGACCUUUCUUGUAGUGUACCCUUUCAGAUGCAGAAUUUUUUACUAUCAUCAAGAAAAUGAACCUGCAAACCCCCUUCCUUCUGAAGGGCCAAGUGGGGUUAGAAGGCUUCAGUUCUCAACUACAGUGGGAAAAGAGAUGCAUCGUGUGAAUGACGUUCUCUUUUGGGUCCAAAACGUUUACUGUUCUCUUCCUGUGACCGGGUACUGCCCUGUAAUUCCAACAGUUAGGUCAACACUGACGUACAGAAGGUAAAAUUAGUUCACAUUUUACUGGCUUUCGAAUUAAAGCAUUAAACGUGAAUUACUUGAAAUUUUUAAUUAGUGAAGAUUAUAUCCAGUGGAUGAGAUUAUGAUUUAAUACAUUCAUCCUUUUUAAAAUGAAUUCAACAAGUAAUUUGAACUCAUGCCUUGUUGGAGGCCAUGAGACAGUAUAAUCCAAAUGAGUGUGAGUUGCGCCAGGGAAGAGAACCUGAGCUCAACCACUUCCUGAGGAAGCUUCUCACCUCGUGAGCUGAUUUUAGCAAGUUUCAAACUAGCAGCAUCUCACACUCUUUGCAUGCUCAUGCAUUCAGAUUUUCUGUGGUGACAGUAAAAUCUGUAGUGGCCAGGGCUGGGCAGCCUCUGCUAUCACUUGGGCAGAAGCACCUUAGGAAAGAUUAAAAUGGUGUUUUAUCCAGCUUCUGGGCAGUUUAAAAUAUGACUCCAACAAUGUCAAGCCCAUUGCACCGUCACAGUGACCCUCUGCACUUCUGUUUUCAGAAGGAUUGGUGAACUCUGAAAAUAAUAACAUCUUUCCAGUGACUGGGCUUGAAAAAUUGAUUAUAUUGGUUAUAUCUUAACAAAUGUUAUGAAUUGUCUGAUGUUUUCAGUAUGUGAAAAUGUUCACAAGAAACUAAGUUUUUAACAUCAAGGGGGGGGGGGGGAACCUAUGGAGGGCUAAAGUUGCUAAACCUCUGCAGCUAAAUUAAAGCAAAGUAAACGUGCUCAGCUUAAGAACCAAAUAAAGGUCUCCUGUUCCUUCCCUCCAGGUUCCUCUCUGUAGCUCUUAAAUCUUGUUUAGAGAAAGUCUCUGUGUCCUUCGGAUGAGUACUUUACAGUCACUGAAUUGUAACCUUGUCAUCUGUCUUUAGCAGCUAUUACAAAGUUACAUUUUGUAAAUGUCUGUUGCUACUUGUGGAUUUGCGCUAUAGCCCCCCAGAGGGAGGCAAGCAGAGCACCCCAGACCACCAGCUGCUGAGACAAAUGGUUCCUUUCAAUGUAGGAUUUCUUGACCUGUUGAUUGGGUUGCUGUUGGUAUCUGUGUAAUGAUGUUAAUUCACCGCUGUGUUCUUGGGAUGACAACAAGCACAUGGCAGUACCCUGCCUGCACAGAGGCCAGGGCUAAUAUUCUUCCUCUGGUAUUCUCCCUAUUUUUAUUUUCUUAAAAAGAUUUUAGGCACACAGUGGUAGAAAAGGAAGGUGUGAUCAUAUAUAUAUAUUACUUCUUAAAGUAAAUAGAUGGAGAAAGACAUAAACUGGAAAGUCAUGGUAGCAUGACUAAAGCAUCGUGCCAGGCUGUGGCUUUGGAGCCCUCUAGGGUUCCUAACACAGUCACCCUGGGUGUUUGCUAGACCAUCUACUUGUAAUAAUUGUUCUUUUCUCACAUUACUGCCUGUGCUUCCUGAAAUGCAUUUUGUUUGUUUAUAUGUCAAAAAUAAUAAAGCUCAGAGCCUCCUGUAAUCUUGUUUACCAUUUUAAAAUAAAAUUUUUCUGACAAA